AGUACCUCCCCCACUAGUAGUACCUCCCCCACUAGUAGUAUCUCCCCCACUAGUAGUACCUCCCCCACUAGUAGUACCUCCCCCACUAGUAGUACCUCCCCCACUAGUAGUACCUCCCCCACUAGUAGUACCUCCCCCACUAGUAGUAUCUCCCCCACUAGUAGUACCUCCCCCACUAGUAGUACCUCCCCCACUAGUAGUACCUCCCCCACUAGUAGUACCUCCCCCACUAGUAGUACCUCCCCCACUAGUAGUACCUCCCCCACUAGUAGUACCUCCCCCACUAGUAGUACCUCCCCCACUAGUAGUACCUCCCCCACUAGUAGUACCUCCCCCACUAGUAGUAUCUCCCCCACUAGUAGUACCUCCCCCACUAGUAGUACCUCCCCCACUAGUAGUACCUCCCCCACUAGUAGUACCUCCCCCACUAGUAGUACCUCCCCCACUAGUAGUACCUCCCCCACUAGUAGUACCUCCCCCACUAGUAGUACCUCCCCCACUAGUAGUACCUCCCCCACUAGUAGUACCUCCCCCACUAGUAGUACCUCCCCCACUAAUAGUACCUCCCCCACUAGUAGUACCUCCCCCACUAGUAGUACCUCCCCCACUAGUAGUACCUCCCCCACUAGUAGUAUCUCCCCCACUAGUAGUACCUCCCCCACUAGUAGUACCUCCCCCACUAGUAGUACCUCCCCCACUAGUAGUACCUCCCCCACUAGUAGUACCUCCCCCACUAGUAGUACCUCUUAUAUAGGUAUCCCAUUAGGGGCCUGCUCGUAUUAUUAUUAUGUCAAAUCACACAAAAAUGCGAUAUAA
Molecule: messenger RNA, 816 nt
Organism: Bolinopsis microptera
Lineage: Eukaryota; Metazoa; Ctenophora; Tentaculata; Lobata; Bolinopsidae
Exons: 1
Biological process (GO): signal transduction
Molecular function (GO): receptor ligand activity
Source: RefSeq, a predicted model, not a curated record